AUGUCACUGUCACUGCAUUUGUCAAAAAUCAAAAUAGAAAUUAUUUCAUUCAAGAGCUAUUUGAUAAAAACAUUGAAAACUAAGUAAAAAAUAUGGGAUUAUUUGGGAAAACACCAGAAAGAAAUCCCAAAGAUAUGGUUACAGAAUGGAAUCAUAAACUAAGGAAAGAAGGCUAUCAACUGGACAGACAAAUUAGAGCUAUUCAACGCGAAGAGGAAAAAGUCAAAAGAUCACUGAAAGAGGCAGCCAAGAAAAAUGACAAGGACACCUGCCUGAUUUUAGCCAGAGAAAUUAUACAUUCUAGAAAAGCCAUAAACAAAAUAUAUACAUCUAAAGCCCACCUUAAUUCAGUAAUGUUACAAAUGAAGAAUCAAUUAGCUACAUUGAGGAUAGCAGGCGCCCUUCAAAAAUCCACCGAAGUAAUGCAAGCCAUGCAACGUCUUGUAAGAGUCCCAGAAGUAGCUCAGACGAUGCAAGAGAUGUCCAAAGAAAUGAUGAAAGCUGGAAUAAUAGAAGAAAUGUUAGAUGAAACAAUGGAAGACCUAGAAGACACUGAAGAAAUGGAAGAGGCGGCACAGAGCGAAAUCGAUAAAGUUCUGUUUGAAAUUACAGAAGGAAAGAUUGGAGAAGCUCCCCUACCUCCUACAGAACCAGCGGAACAGGUUGGGCCUACACCGUCGCGGUCUGUGGAAGAACCUCAAGAGGAUGAAGAGGAAAUUGAAGAAAUGCAAAGUAGGUUGGCUGCUCUCAAAUCUUAAAAAUUAUUCAAUAUUUUGCCUAAUGAAAUAUUUGUUGUGAAUUUCUAGAUUUUACUAUUUGUGAUAUAGUAACAAUGUUUUAAAAAAAUAUGUGUUAAGUAUUCUUAUAAUAUUUGAUACUCAAAUAUAGACAAUUAAUAGUAAAUUUAUUUGUAAAUGUAUUCAGUAUUGUGUUAUCACAAUAUAGUUGAUGGAUUCGACAGUUACUUGAUGGAAGUUCAUUUUACCCAACAAUAAAACACUGAAAACUUUUAUUUUCAAUACUUCUACAAAAUUUAUUUUCACUUAGUGUCACCACAGCUGUUUCGGCAGAGUGCCUUUCUCCAGUGAUUAAGUCUCUAACUGAAUAGGUUGAGGAGUGGGGAGCUGUUUGACUCCAUAAGAAAGCUCUGUAAUAAUUAGUCUUCCUAGCGCCACAGAAAAAACCCAAUACCUUCUGCUCUCUCACAGAUAAAGGCAAAAUAUCACCCAAAAUAGCCAAACAAAUAAAAAAGAACGGAAUAACGCCAGCUUUCAGAACUAACCUCUUCUUCUUGCGGUGCUUUCUCUUUUAGUGGACGUUAGCGACUACACUGUCAAAUCGGUAUCUGUCCAAUGCGGCUCUAAACAAAGAUGUUGAAUCAAGGCCGGUUCAGUCUCUGAUAUUUCUAACUAAUGUCAACUUAAGCAAAUAUAUUAAGAACAAUAAGAGCCAAAAGAAAAAGCAAUUACAGAGUGGUGUUUACAAACUGACAUGUGACUGUCCAGAAACUUACAUCGGUCAAACUGGCAAAACCUUUGACAAACGGAUAGCACAACACAAAAGGGCGUUCAACGAUAGAAAAACAGAUUAUAUGUACGCACUUCUAGAUCAUAAUCAUUCUUUUAAUGAAAAGUUUCAUAUUCAAAAUAGAGGGCUUAAGCUAUCUUUAUUAGAAUCUGUGAGAAUUAAUCAAUUAAAAAUAACGAUAUAAUUCUGAAUGAACAACUUAAGACAAAUAGCUCCCCACUUCUUAACCUAUUCAGUUAGAGACUUAAAAUGCAUGCACAUAGUAAAGUAAAUCACUUGAGAAAGGCCUGCCGAAACAGCUGUGGUGACACUAAGUUAAAAUAAGUUUUGUGAAAGUAUUGAAAAUAAAAGUUUUUAGUAUUUUAUUGUUAGAUUGUUAUAGUUGUGUACCAUAUUUUUUAGCACUUUUUUAACACGCCUUUAUUACACAACAAUCUUUCUUUUGAAUAAGUUUAUUUUGUUCUAAAUGUUCACCUCACCUGACGAUUAUGUUUUUGAAAUCUUAAACUAUUAGGUAGGUACUAAAUUUAUCAUAAAUGAAAGAAACGUCAGCUAAAAACAAAUAAAAAUACCAACAUCGGUAGAGAUCAAUUAAUUUGUGGACAUUCAUAUUUUUGUCACAUACAGUUGAGUCCCUGAGUCUUUACCCGUGCGUCAUCAUUUAAAGCAUACGAAAUAAGUCGAUGAUAAGUCGGAAAUUGAAAUUUACUAAACGCAACAGCAAGUCACUUACUGUCACUUGCUGUUGCGUUUAGUAAAUUUCAAUUUCCGACUUAUCAUCGACUUAUUUCGUAUGCUUUAAAUGAUGAGGCACGGGUAAAGAUUCAGGGACUCAACUGUAUACAAUGCUCUUCAAACCGUAUUUAAAUGCACUGUACUAGUUUUGUGCUCUUGAUAUUAAACAGGGUCAGCAAGAAAGAUACGACCAAACAGAUGGCGGUAUUUAAAAAUUAUUGUUCUCAGAUUAUACAUGACAUAGUUUUUUUUCAGAAUCACUUGUUAUUGUUAAGUUUAUCUUAAAAUUUAUUAUUCUGCAUAAUAUUGGUUUAAACUAUUAAUUUGGCUUAUGAACAAAAUUACUUUAUAAAAAUUAAUUUUAAAUCUAGAAAUUGACACAAUUUUAUAAGUUAACAAUAUCCUAUACCUAUGUAUUUUUAGAUUUCUCUUUUAAGAAAUCAAAUUAAAUGUUUCAGGUUUACAAUAUUCAAUAAAACAUAUUUUUUUAUUAUUAAAAGAAUGCUCUUGAGCUGUAGAUUUUGGUUAUUUGCAAUAUUUUUUAUAGUCUUUCUAAGCGAUAUAUUAUUCGGCGCGCCUUAGCAAGACGAGAAAAAAUACUUUUUAUUAUAUCACUUCCGGUUAAAAAGCUGUAAACGAAAGUGACACAUUGGAGUCACACAAAUAGUACAUGUGAUAAUCAAUGGACGCGUAUUGGAAAGUCGAGCUCGAAUAUUUAGUUUCGGUUUUGAUGUCAUUUCCGGUUAAAAAGUUAUUACCGGAAGUUUGGCAAAAAUGAAUCAAAAUUAGAGAAAUUGUAAUAUCAAUCGACGCAAUACUAAUAGUUCAUAGAUCGACCUCCGUCACGUUGGGUGAAAACCUAGGACUUGUGAAGUCCAAUUGCUGAUUUUCUGGGGAGUCGAUGAUUUCUAUUUUUUCGUAAAUAAAAGAUUUUCGGAAAAGGAGACAGCUUUCUUGUUGCCAAUCUAUAAUCACUGCAUAAUGAGAGAAUUGUUAUUUUAUAUUAAACAAAUAUUUCGGGAGUAAAACAAAAAAACGUAUAUUUCUAUUUAAAAAAAACGGCGCGGGGCACUUGGAAGUGUCGACAGAAUUGAGUAAUUCGUAUAUCGUGUUACUAUUAUAUUAUGUGGAUCAGGCCCGUGCGCAGAAUUCGUUUAUGGGGGGGGGUUUUGACAUAUGUGUAUCAUGUUAGGUUAUGAAGUUAAUAAAAAAUAAUAAGAAACUUUUCUUAUAAAUGAAGACAUUUUAUUGUGUCUUGGUCUUGACUUGAUAUUCAGUUAUUAUAUAAUAAAUUAACUCUGCGAGGUGUAGAAAAAAACUUCUCCAAAACUCUUUGCGGAUCGACCUCGACAUCGCGAUGUAUGUUGAGCGAAGCUAAUCCGUUCAGCCGAUCUUCAGACAUUGUUGACCUGAGGUAAGUCUUGAGGCGACGCAAUGUUGAAAAGGAGCGUUCAUUCGUUGCUGUCGUUACAGGCAGAACUGCCAAAAUGCGAAGCAUUUGAUGUACAUUUGGAAACGCAUCUCCAUUGCACACAUCGAGUGCUUCAAGCGAAUUUUUAACGUUCUUUCCGGCGAUGCGUUGACGCCAAAGUUUGACUUCGUCUACCCAGAUGUCACGGGAAUCAUCCCGCAAAAUUGAAGAGUAUGGUUCAAACAGUUGAGCGCAGGAUUCUUCAUUGAAAUUCUUCAUUUUGUUGGGGAAGAGGCAAGCAAAGUUUGAUAAAAUUUUGCGGUGAUUCAAAAAUCGAUCUUGUAUAUGGGUCAGAAACAAAUCAAUGUAUGGGAUGUAAAUCGUUAUGCGAAAAUAAUCUUGAACUGAAUCAGUUUGUACGUUGGAGCGUUGAGUCUGUUUUGACGCGAGCCUUGGUUUCCGCAGUUCGAUGUCGUAUUUUGCGCUGAUUUCGCUCACGGUUUUGAAAAUUCCUCUGAAGUCCUUUUCGGCGUUUUCUCUUCUUUCAAGCAGGACUUGUUUCGCAGCAUCAGCCAGUUCGAUAGCCUCGCCAAGAUCCUGGUUUUCGGACUGAAGUACUCGACUGAGAGACAAAGUCAAAGAAUGUACUGAGCUCAAAAUAUGCAUGGAGAUCUGGAAAUUAAAUUCAAAGAAUGAAGAAUAUACAAACAUCUUAUAAUAGAGAGCUGGUAACGUGCUAGUGUGAGUCUUGAAUUUUACCUGGAAAUUUGCAGUUUUUAUUGCUGAAAGAAGUUGAAAAGCUCCAGAUGAAGUCGUCGGAUCCUUCCAGGUGGUCGAAAUCACAUCAAGAGCGCGAAUUACUGCUGGUUGUAAGUGCAGAUAAGUUGCGACAGACUCGUGUUGCUCUACCCAUCUGGUUUUGCAAAAUUUUUUCAAUUUCUUCAACCGACUUUCACGUAGCGUCUCAUCUUCAUUGAUCGCAUCUUGAAGAGCAUUUUGGCGUUUCGGAUACAUGAAGAAAGUAUGAAUGCUUUCGAGGGUUCCCAAACAAUUUCUGAUUGCUGUUAUAUUGCAUGCAGAGCUGACUGCCAAAUUAAAGCUGUGAGCCGCACAAUGGGAGUAGAGCGCGAGUGGAUAACGCUCUCUGACAACAGCUUGGGCUCCAUGGAAUUCUCCGCUAACCGCUCUCGCGCCAUCAUAUCCCUGUCCGAGAAAAUAUGUGCAAUUAAGUCCGGAAGAAUCCAAGAAAUUGAGAUAAGAAGUUCCUAUUCCUUUUCCAGUGAAAUCUGCGAUAGUGAUGAAGCACAAAAAAUCUUCACGAAUGAUAAACUUCCCGUCGCUCUUAUCCAAGUAUCGAGUGCAAAUUGAACUUUGUUCUAUUCCUGCAAUGUCCGGUGUCUCAUCAUUUUUUGCUCGAAAUCUCAAGAGAGCUCGGAAAUUUCCAUCAUUAAUUAACGGUUCAUCUUCAGAAAUUCUCCCCGUAUCCCUGGAACCCCGAAGAGCAAGCCCUUGCCGGCCACAAAGAAUAAUUGUUUCAAUAAUUGGAAUCAUGCGUAGUUUACUUUCAUUUAUAAAGUCAAGUUUUUGUUUCGAAAGUUGUAAAUCAAUGGAUAAAGCAUUUUCGUCUUCGAUUUCCAGUCUCAAGCUCCAUUGCAACAGGCUUCUCUUGUGAUAUUCUGAUGCAUUGUGCUUUUCGAAAGUGUCCAGUGCUUUUUUCCAGUUUCUCAAUGGAUUCGUGACUAACUGGCCCAAGGUUUGGCGACCAACCCCUCCCGCUCGAGCACAAAAUAAGACACAGCAUUUGCAAAAUGCACCGUCUUCUCUCUCCGAGUACGCCAGCCAUGAGUAUGUCAGGAGCCAAGAGCGUUGGAACUUCAAAUUUCUAGGGCCCGAUGCGGGAAAACUGUAGCCGUCAGGUGGAGUCCAAAUUUUCUUUUGCAAUCCAGGGAUUAAAUUUAUCCCAUCAGCCGAAGACCUUUGUACGAAUAAUCCUAUAUCGUAUGAACUUAGAUUAUCAUUCGUAGAGCAAACUGGCAAACUCGUAGACAAAAUAUUUAUUAUCAAGUCGGUUUGACUUUCGUAGAAUAAGGACUAUUGCUAGUGGAAAAUUAUGUGGAAAAAUUCUCGAUGGGGGGGGGGGUAGAACCCCCAAAACCCCCCCCCCCCCCCUGCGCACGGGCCUGAUGUGGAUUAAUGAAAUUCUUUGUCUGCUUAUUACUAAAUUGUUAAUUUUUUUUUAAAACCCCCACACAUUUAAGUUUUUUAAAAUUCCAAAACUUUAAUUUUUUUCCUUAAAAAUUUUGCUUAAUAAUUUUAUUAAUUUUCAAAAUGUGUUAAAUUAUAUAGAAUUUAUUCACAUAUUCAUAUUUACAUGUUCAUUAUUAUCUUGUAUUUAUGGUUAAUUACUUGAUUUUGAUUAUCAUUAUAUUCGAAAACUAACACACUGGUUUAUGAUGAAUAAAAUAAGAUUAUUUUAUUUUUAUUUUAUUUAAAUGUAAUUUAAUUUUGUUUGAUUUUAUACUUUAUUCAUUAUCAUUAAGUAUUAUCUUGUAUUUGUUUAAUUACAGUGGAACCCCGAUAAGUCGGCCCCCGAUAACCCGGAAGUCCGGCUAACCCGGACCGAUUUUCAUCAGAUAAACAUUUUGAUUUUCAAUAUUUUGUAUUUUUCAAUUUAAUUGUGGCUUAUUUCCAAUCAAAAUAGUUAAUUAUCAGACAAUCCUUUCAACAAUAAAAGUGUAUGUAAUAUAAUAUUUGAGAGAUAAUGUGUCUAGACUCUCUGUGUCGUGUACUUAUGUGUGUAAUUUGAACACGAGAUUAAAAAUUACUCAUAGUACACGCCGCAGAAACAACAGCCAGCUGUCUGCAGUAUCUAUUCCUUUUUAUUUCAAACUGUCAGCAUUGUUUAGGAAAGACUAUUUAAAAAAUUCUUUUAUAAACAAUGGUCUUUAGUAUUGUGUGUCUUGUAUUGUUUGGGUUUGGUUUUUUUUAGAAUUGUAAUGAGUAGGUAAUAUGUACUGUGCAUAUUUAUAAAAAUAUUUCAUGUUAUUUCAAUUCUAACGGAGUUUAUCUGUAAGUAUACCGUAUUUUAUUAAUUUUUACCAUAUUCUCCGGCUAUCUCGGAUUUUCGAUAACCCGGAUCGGUCGUGGUCCCGAUUAAUCCGAGUUAUCGAGGUUCCACUGUACUUCAUUUGGAUUAUACUUAAAUUUAUUCUAAAAAAUAGGAUGUAUGAAGUCGAUGAUCAGAAUAAUAAGUAUAUAUUAUUAUUUAUAGCACAGUAUACUGCAAUGUUGCUGCAAGCGUCUCGGUCACGCAUGAGAUUAUUUCGGGCCCAUGUAAAAACAUACAGGUAUACCGCGCGAUAAGGAGUAGUCACUUCAAAAACUGACCAUCAAAGUCUGCAAUAAAUUCUUGAGAAUUAUAUGCAUAUUUAAAAAUAGGGGUUUAAUAUCAAAUUCUACUUUUGACAAAAUAACUUAAUUAUUGAGAUAAAUGGUUUUAAUGAAUAUUCUAAAUGACCAAAAUUUACAUUUAGACUGCAUUCUUUGAAAUUUUUAACGCCUUAUAUUUUUGAGAUAUUGUCAAUUUUAUACUUCGCUUUCUAGCAGCUAAGUCACGAUUACAAUUAGAGUAUUAUUAAAAAUAUAAAUAAAAAAAAUCCCCGAGUAUUCGCCUCGCCUGAUGAACGAGAUACCAAAUAAACGAAUUGUUAAUUAGAGUUGGUUCAUCAAAUUUGGCGUUUACAAUAGGUUUGUUCCAACAACGAAAAACGGUUAUGUAGCGAUCACGCUUCUGCGCAGGAAAUAAAAUACGUUCCUACAAAACAAUGAUCCUUCAUCGCAUCGUCCUGCCGAUUGUUUCAAUACUCGGAUAAAUGCAAUACUCGUUGGACUGACAUGCGCAUAAAAACGAUGCAAGCAGUUUCGUGAUGAUUUCUGGUCCGUACAAAAAUUGUGUGUUGGAACUAACCUUAUAUUGACUUUAUUUAAUUUUGCAAAUAGUUUUUCAGCUCUAUAAACCAAGCUUGUUUUAAUGACACUGUCAUAGGCGCCCAUACCCUUGGACAAGGGGGCCCUAGCAGUGGCGGCUGGUCAGGGUCGGCAGUGCCGAACCUGACAUUUAUGGACACAUUAUAGAUUUUUUAAAUAUUUAAUGUAAUCAGAGUUGAUGAUAUUCGUCUCUGUGAAGUCAAAAAAUAUCUGUGAGAUAAUACAGACUAAAUUUUAUUCACUGUUUUUAAAAGAAUUCGAUCGAUCCGAUACGUUAAGUGAUCCCUGUGCGCUGUGCGUAAGAGACUUUUCAAAUUAAUGAUCCUAUAGCCAUGCACCCGAUUGCGAUAGGCCCGCUUCGGCAAGCCGUCCCCAGAUUGACGAUUUGCUUGUAAUAAGAAGCUAUGGAAUAUUAGCCGAUGGGCAACCAAUUAUAUAUUUCCCGUAUUCAUUUGAAUGACAAGUCCGGCAGAUACCAAUCUGCCGAUCGGUGAUCUGCAAAUGGCAGUAACUCAAGGCACGUACCUAGCCACGUACCUUGCUAGUGCGCCCGGGAUGAAACUAUAAAAUAAGUGGUUUUACGUCGUUUAAUUAUUGAUAUUGUAGUUAUUUAAGUUGCCAGGAAUUGCCAUUUAGGGGAAAGGAUGAAUCUGAGCAUUCGUUAAAUCAAGUUAAUUAUAGAGAACAAAUAAAAUUGGUUAACAAAUACGAUCUGGAAUUUUCUAAUUUACUUUCUGUCUCGAAGAGAUUUAGCGGCGUGCCUAAAACAGCACAGAAUGAAAGAAUCAAUUAGUAGUUACAUUUUGAUCCUUUUCGGUAGAAGUAGACGAAACUCCUGACAGAGGUAACACAAUUAUCAAUUAUUCUUCGAUACGCGUUACGUCUAAUAUUUAUCAGAGGUUUUUAGGUUUUCCGACGUGAGUAGAAGCCAUAACACAGAAUAUAUUUUUGGUGUUUUAAAGCACAGAUUAAAAUUUUUUGAUAUCAAAAAUAAAUUGGUAAGGCAAACUUAUGACGGCGCUGCCUUGAUGUCCGGUGAAUUGUAUGGUCUCCAGGCAAAAGCUAUUACACCCCCGCUUUAUUUGCUCGGUGUCAUAAGUCAUUUACCUCUUUGACGAUUCAAAAUUUAAGAGUUUAUUGUACAAAAUUGUAUAUGCUGAUUCAAAUAUUUUCGGAAGGUGAGAUAAGUUAUAAAAUAUGUAUAAUUUUAUGUACUGUAAUUCAAUAGGUACAACAAACUGUUCCCGAAAUUAAUAAAUUAUUGUUCUCAAAUGUGGGCAAAUUCUGAUUCAAAUGAACGGGAUUUCUCUUGUCUCAAAAGAGUCAAAACGUAUUGUCGAAACACCAUGAAACAAGAGAGAAUGUCAAGCUUCUCUCAAAUGUCAAUAGAAAAAAACUUUUAAAAUCUCUCCAAAACAAUAAUAAAUUUUACAAUGACCUUCUAACCCAUUUUGCUACUUCGAAACAACAUAGACUAGAGUUAAUUUAUAAACAGGUUUAGUUUCUAAAUUUAUAGGAAAGAACAAAAAAAAUAAACAAAAACCAAAAAUCUCCUAUGAAAUUGAAGCCUUUUAAUUAGAUGGCAUACCUAUCUGAGGAGACAAAACCUUGCCGACCCUGUCCCUAAAGCCACGAGCCGCCACUGCCUCCUAGCUUUUGGGAAAGAACAAAAAAUUAAAUUUGUAUUGUAUAUACAUAUAUAGACAAACGUAUUUUUGUCAAAAAAUAUCUACCCUACCUAAAAAAUUUUAUAUGGGCGCUCUUGGACAACGUAGUUAAAGAAGUAAACCAACCCAUCAAAUUAAAUGAAAUGUUGUUUUGGAACCAACUACUUUUAUACCAAUAAGAUUCAAUUGAAGAAAAUUGAGACAAGCUUAUCCAAAUCAAGAUCCCAAUAAAACAUUUUAUUUCUGCAACGUUUGUAUCAUGCCAUUCAGAAAUUCUGGCAUGGGGUAAUUUUAUAGUAUUUUCUAGCUGAGCUAUGUUUAUUUCUGUCACCAUUAAUCCUUAAUUGAGUUACAAAUGUACCUACAAGGUUUGACAUCAAGUAUCCAAUAGGGGAUAGUUUCUUUGAAGGAAGUUUAUAAACUCACUAUAAACACGUUUAAAAUGUUUGCUGGCGAAGAAUACUCUGGAGCGCAAAGAACCAACGAGUCUAUUCUGACAGCUGCACGUUAGAAGUAAGCUUCGAAACAUUGUGACCGAAAAAAACCACCGCUUACUUUGGUAAUGUGGUGAGUAGAGAUGGUCUGAAAAAACUGAAAUUACAAUAGGAUGGUGCAAGUAGGGAGUAGUCGGGGAAGAUCAGUAACAAGGUAUGUGGACCACAUUACAAAAGAGUUGUCCACUAAACCUUUGCUUCAGAGUUGCGGAGGGUAGAGAAAGAUGGAGAUAGUUUAAGAAUAACCAUUGAAAAUUCAAGAUGGCACGAUGUUUGAAUCGGACGACUGACUAGCCAUGACGGAUAUCAUGGUUAGACUAUAAUCGUAAAAUCAUUAGAUGUAUGGUUAUGAGAUAUUAAUUAUUGCACCCUCUAGUAAUAAUUAAUAAAUGAGACACCAAGAACUACAUACAUGACCGGCACCAAACAAAAUGGAAUAAUUGAUAACACAUUGGGCAUAUAUUGGAACAGUUAGAGUUGUGCGAAGUAAAAGGUUAUCUUUAUCAGGUAAUACAUACCUACCUAAUGACCAUAUAGUAAAAGUCAGAAUCAUUGAAAAGAGAACAAGGGUAAGGGAAAGUGAAAAAGAUUAUGAAACUUACAUAUAGUCAUAAAAUAAAUAAAUAAUAUCGGCGAAAUAACUAACAAAAUGUGAUUAAGAUUUUUUAAUUUUAUACAUAUAAAGUUGACAAAAGUUAAGAAACAGGAAAACGCCUAGUAGACGUCAAUAAGAAUGUCAAAAAAUUGAUAAAAACCCAAAGCUCCAACAGUUUAUUCGCGGUGUGCAAGUACUUGGAAGGGAAACGAGAAACGACCGUGCGCGAGUCGCGGAGAAAUAUUGCAACUAUCUUAAAUAAUUCAUAUUGUCAAUUGAAAUUGUCAAAUUGACGUAUAUUUCAUACCUUCUGUCAUUGAAGCAGAAAAAUUAUAUAUUGCUCCACAAUAUUGAUAUGAUAUGCAAUUAUUAUAUAAAGGUAAAUUUAAUUAAUUGUAUUUUGAGUGCAGUACUGCAUUUUAAUAACUAAUUUUAUUUACUACAUACAAUUGUUCACGUUUUCAUAACAUAACCUGAAUCUUAUUUUUUCUUCUUACUAUUUUUUUGGACUAUGGCCUUGACAAUUAUCCAGUAACCAGGACUAAUAUAAUUGGCCAAUAUAAUUAAAAGUGCGAAUAAAAGUACAGAGCGUAGAAAUAGGGGUCGCUUUGCCGAACUUUCACGGUCCCAAUACUGAAAAUUUAAGAGAGGCAUUGUAAGAAAAUCAUUUCGUUGCGUCAGACGGAUAUCAAAUUAGUUCAAUAGUUUGUCUUAUAUUGGCGAGCAAAAGUAUUUUAUCCGACAUUUGAGAAAAACUAUUUGAUAAAAUUAAAUAAAGAAUUUAUUUAAUAGUUUUCUUUUUAACCCAUGUCCCCACCAUCAUUUUUUUAAUGUAUAUUGUAUAAUGUUUUAUAUUUAUUCUUAAGAGUAUACUAGUCUAAAAGCACUAUUUUUGUAACAAAAAUAAUAAAAAGUAUAAAAAGGUACUUAGUUAAUUUGUAUAGAGUCUAAUACUCUAAGGCUGUUUUUGCUAAUAUGCUUUACAAUGUAAGUAUAGUGAGAAAGUAAUAUAUUUAACAGUUAUUAAUCAAA
Molecule: messenger RNA, 11448 nt
Organism: Diabrotica virgifera virgifera (western corn rootworm)
Lineage: Eukaryota; Metazoa; Arthropoda; Insecta; Coleoptera; Chrysomelidae
Gene: Vps24
Product: charged multivesicular body protein 3
Exons: 4
Coding region: 93-758 (221 amino acids)
Biological process (GO): late endosome to vacuole transport; endosome transport via multivesicular body sorting pathway; protein transport
Cellular component (GO): ESCRT III complex; multivesicular body
Source: RefSeq, a predicted model, not a curated record